Etheostoma cragini (Arkansas darter) is the source of this 1027-nucleotide messenger RNA. It is a transcript of the gene pmvk, whose product is annotated as phosphomevalonate kinase. The transcript has 6 exons. Gene Ontology annotation, biological process: isopentenyl diphosphate biosynthetic process, mevalonate pathway; cholesterol biosynthetic process. Gene Ontology annotation, molecular function: phosphomevalonate kinase activity. The record is from RefSeq and is a predicted model, not a curated record. Lineage: Eukaryota; Metazoa; Chordata; Actinopteri; Perciformes; Percidae. Gene Ontology annotation, cellular component: cytoplasm. The coding region runs from base 40 to 756 and encodes 238 amino acids.
UACAUAUACUACAAAUACUGGGUAUACUACAUAUACUGCAUGUACUACAUGUUAGUGUCCGACAGAGAGGAGCUCCCCAGCAAACCGAAGGGGUACUGGGUCAGGAGCAGAGGACUGAUGAUGGAGGAUCCAGAACCAGAACCUGAACCCAAACUGGUUCUGGUCUUCAGCGGGAAGCGUAAGUCGGGGAAGGAUUACGUGGCGGACCUGAUUCACAGCCGUUUGGGACCAGAUGUUUGCUGCGUCAUGCGUCUGUCUGGACCUCUCAAACAGCAGUACGCUCAGGAGGAAGGUCUGGACCUGGACCAGCUGCUGGGUCCGGGUCUCUAUAAGGAGCAGUUUCGGGCUGACAUGAUUCUUUGGGGAGAAACUCGCCGACGCCACGACCCCGGAUACUUCUGUCGCCUAGCAACCCAAGGAGCACGGCAGCCUGUCUGGGUGGUGAGUGAUGCUCGGCGGCUGUCUGACCUGCGAUGGUUCUUCUCCGAGUUUCCUCGACAGACUCGAAGUGUUCGAGUCCAAAGUUCAGAAAACACUCGGACACAGAGGGGGUGGAGCUUCACCGCAGGUGUGGAUGAUGCAGAGUCUGAAUGCGGUCUAGAUAGCGGCGUGGACUUUGAUUGGAUAAUCACCAAUGAGGCCGACGCCCCUUCAUUAGAAGAGCAGCUGCAGCCAAUCCUAAAGCUGGCAGAGGAAGCAACAUCAGCAGCAUCAUCAUCAUCACGGCACAUUUCCACAUCGUUGUCUGAUGAAUAAAAGCCAGCGAGUCAGUUUGGAUCUGUGCUUUUAUUUUAAAAAAAAUCCUUUGCGUCAUGAUUUAUUACAAUGAGCUGUGACAUUAGCGCAGUGAUGACAUCAUCACCGGCUUCCAGGUAAAAACAUCUCUAAACUUUAUUUGUUCACGUCAUCAGGACAAAGCUGCUUCUGAUUGGCCCCUGGACUACCACACGGCAGUGGAAUGCCUCGCUGUGAUUGGCUACCUAAAACCACGCCUCCAAAAAUAAUAAAUCAUUCAUUAAUGUGGCAA